Molecule: messenger RNA, 8445 nt
Organism: Seriola aureovittata
Lineage: Eukaryota; Metazoa; Chordata; Actinopteri; Carangiformes; Carangidae
Product: sodium- and chloride-dependent taurine transporter-like
Exons: 15
Coding region: 244-2124 (626 amino acids)
Biological process (GO): taurine transmembrane transport; neurotransmitter transport; sodium ion transmembrane transport
Cellular component (GO): plasma membrane
Molecular function (GO): taurine:sodium symporter activity
Source: RefSeq, a predicted model, not a curated record
UCUGAGAGGAGGCAGGCCGGUGAUUUUCCACUGCCGCUGAUGUCUCCGGUCCCCCCGUUUUAAGAGACAAAUGUCAGAAAGAGAGGCUUAUAAAUAGGCUAAAAUAUAGGCUACCGACGCGUCCAGCCCUCAGUCGCUCUCACGGACACCGGAGGACACGGACAAGACGAACCGGACAAGGGACCGCGCUCAAAGGACAUUAAAAGGACAAAAUAAAAUACAAAAUCACAUCAACAGAGCAGAAUGGCGCAGAAAGAGAAACUUCAGUGUCUGAAGGAUUUCCAUAAGGACACUCUGAAGCCGUCUCCCGGUAAGAGCCCCGGCACUCGGCCUGAAGACGAGGCGGAGGGCAAACACCCCCAGCGGGAGAAGUGGGCCAGCAAGUUGGACUUUGUUCUGUCUGUGGCUGGAGGCUUUGUUGGUUUAGGGAACGUCUGGCGUUUCCCAUACCUCUGCUAUAAGAAUGGUGGAGGUGCAUUUCUCAUCCCCUACUUCAUCUUCCUGUUUGGCGGAGGUCUGCCGGUCUUCUUCCUGGAGGUCGCCCUGGGUCAGUUCACCUCCGAGGGUGGCAUCACCUGCUGGGAGAAGCUCUGCCCCAUCUUUACUGGUAUUGGUUACGCCUCCAUUGUGAUUGUUUCCCUGCUGAAUAUCUACUACAUCGUCAUCCUGGCCUGGGGCCUCUACUACCUGUUCCAGUGUUUUCAGCCGGAGCUGCCCUGGGCCAAGUGCAAUCAGCCCUGGAACACCGAACACUGCAUCGAGGACACCUACCGCAAGAACAAAACCUUUUGGUUGGCUGCCAACGCCUCCAACUUCACCUCCCCCGUCACCGAGUUCUGGGAACAUAACGUGCUGGGUAUCACCAGCGGUAUAGAGGACAUGGGUCAUGUUAAAUGGGACCUGGCUCUUUGUUUACUGCUCGUCUGGGUCAUCUGCUUCUUCUGCAUCUGGAAGGGAGUCAAGUCCACUGGCAAGGUGGUCUACAUCACAGCCACAUUCCCGUUUAUCAUGCUCAUCGUGCUGUUGAUUCGUGGUGUGACACUGCCGGGUGCUUCAGCGGGUAUCAGGUUCUACCUGUACCCUGACCUCGCUCGCCUGAAGGACCCAGAGGUGUGGAUUGACGCCGGCACCCAGAUCUUCUUCUCCUACGCCAUCUGUUUGGGCGCCAUGACGUCCUUGGGGAGCUACAACAAGUACAAAUACAACUGCUACAGGGACUGUUUGCUGCUGGGAGCCCUCAACAGUGGUACCAGUUUUGUGUCUGGCUUCGCAAUAUUUUCCGUCCUGGGCUUCAUGGCACAAGAGCAAGGGGUGGACAUUUCUGCUGUGGCAGAGUCAGGUCCUGGCCUGGCGUUCAUUGCCUACCCCAAGGCUGUAACCAUGAUGCCUUUUCCUACACUCUGGGCAGUUCUCUUCUUCGUUAUGCUGCUGCUGCUUGGCCUCGACAGUCAGUUUGUAGAGGUGGAAGGGCAGAUCACAUCACUGGUGGAUCUGUAUCCGUCCUUCCUAAGGAAGGGUUACCGCAGAGAGGUCUUCAUCGCUAUCCUCUGCUGCAUCAGCUAUCUGCUUGGACUCACCAUGGUUACCAAGGGUGGCAUGUAUGUUUUCCAGCUGUUUGAUUACUAUGCAGCGAGCGGUGUGUGCCUUCUGUGGGUGGCAUUCUUUGAAUGUAUAGCUGUUGCCUGGGUAUAUGGCGUUGAUAAUUUCUACGAUGCAGUCGAGGACAUGAUUGGCUACAGACCAAAUCCCUGGAUGAAGUGGAGCUGGUCUGUUAUCACUCCUUUACUGUGCAUGGGCUGCUUCAUUUUCUCCUUGGUCAAGUACAAGCCACUGACGUACAACAAGGUCUACCAGUAUCCGGACUGGGCCGUCGGAAUAGGUUGGACUCUGGCCUUGGCCUCCAUGAUCUGCAUCCCUAUGGUGGUGGUCAUCAAGAUCAUCCAGUCUGAUGGGCCCCUCAUUGAGAGGAUCAAGGCGGUGGCCGCCCCGGUUCGUGGCGGGGCCAGCUCUCGUCCCGCAGACCACCGCGGCCCUAAGGAGCUCUCCUACCCGCUGGACCCCAACGGGAACAAGGGCCUCCUGAUGAAGGCCCCCACCCACACCAUCGUAGAGACCAUGAUGUAAAGGAAUGAGGUGGAGGCUCUCCAUGAGAUCGCUCUCCUCUCCUCUCCUGUCCUCUAAACGCUUCUGAAGCUAGCUAGCUUUCUGUCUCUGUCUCUCUGUCUGUCUGGUGGACUGAUAAGGGUUUUAGGAAAAAAAAAAAAAAGUUCCCGUUUCAAAUCUUUUAGGAGUACUUUGGAAGUAGUUUGCUGUUGGUGGUUUUCUCAAGAGGGUAGCAAUCACAUUUCAAAUCUAUUUCUGAAAUACUCACAAGCUGUUUUUUUUAUUUUUUAUUUUUAAUCUUCAUGUGACUGCACACGUCCCACUAUUGUCUUGCUUAAAGGCACAGUGGCAGAUUAGCACCAGCCUCCGGUCAGACGCUGGUUUGUUCCAGCACUUGUUCUAAAAAAAGAGAAGAAAGUGCUUAUUGAGUCUUGGAAUAAAAACUGCCUUUUGUAGCCAUGACAUGAAAAAGAUUUCCUACACUGAUCAUCAAGCACCAAAAUACAGAUUUUUUUUCUUUUUGACUGUGAUACGACGAAGAGGCUGCACUUAUCUGAGGCCACAGGGUUCAGCUUCGGCUGAUUCUGCUCUGCUGCAUUCAGCUGAGGCAGAAGAUCCAGGCACAAGUACAUAAUUAUGAACUAAAAACAUGUCACAAUUAGAGAUAUAUACUAUGGCUGCACAGUUAAUCGAAAUAUAAUCGAAAUCGCAAUAUGGCCAAGAGCAAAACCCAAAUUGUAGGAGGAGCUGUGGUGCUACGGAGACGCCGCAGCCUACAAAUCAUAUUCUCCAGAUGUAAAGGAACAUGUAAACAUAUUUGUUUGGUUUGUUUGUUUGUUUUUCAGUGAAAAUGAAAUGAAAAAACAGUAAUUCCAACUGAAUCGUAAUCACAAUAUCUGCCAAAAAUGAUCGCAAUAUGAUUCUUUUUGCAUAUUGUGCAGCCUUAAUAUUCACCCACCUCCAGGUAUCAGAAAGUCUGAAAAGCAUCUUGAUUUUUAAUAAGAAAUGGGACCAAAAACAAAAAGUCCCAAUCCAGUAAAUAUGACAUUCUGUUUCUGUCUGUUAUUAAUGGAGCUAUUUGUAAGUUUUGCUAUUGCUACAUAGCUAAUGUUAGCAUUAGUAGCUGUUUACUUGCAACAUUGUGGGUUCAGCAUCAAACUUCAUUCCUUUAUUCACCAACAUCUGUCUCCAGUGGUGGAAAGCAAACCUCUGGCUUUGCUAAAAGUUCGAUCACGUUUUUUCUUCUAAUGAAGUCAGCAUGCUAACCAGCUAGCUUCAGCCUGGUUGGCCCGUCUCGUCACUUUCCGAUACCAAGUCACUGUAGCGUCCUGAAGAAGUAGGACAUAUUAUAAUCUUAUAUUAUAAUCUUAAUGUACACAAUGAUGGCUGAAGGUAUUGGAAAGACAGCUAAGUAAACAGCUGUUAAUGCUAACGCUAGCAAUAGUAAAACCUACAAUUAGCUCCAUUAAAAUCUGGAUAUUUCUAACAAAACAAGUCAAAACACAAGAGCCACCAAAGUUAACUUCUUCUUCGCCGCACAGUUUUUGUCCCGUAAUCAAAGACCAGCUGGUUUGGUAACCAUUAGCGUUAGCCGCUACUUUUUGCCCGGUGCAGCUAAGAAAACUUAAUAAAUAAAAAUCAGAUAAUUGACGCAGCCAUCGUAGCCGACGACCCUUAAAUCAAACCAGGAUCCUGGUUGUUUUUCUAAACGCACCUUAGCACAAACUGUCCCCAUCUUCCAUAGCCGUGAACUGCGGGUGGAAUAGAGAAGUAGCACUGAGACGGCGGCGGGAAAAAUCCCGCUUCUGCACAAAGACAGAGGUAUCUGAAAGGAUUUGAAGUGUGGAGGUUGAACCCUUGACUGUGUUGUCUGUGGCGUACUGUACAGUAGUAGCUAAUCAGUCUAUCUAUAUCUAUCUCUCUAUCUAUCUUUCUCUGUCCUAGACCAGUUUACAGUACAGUAGUGACUGCACUAGGCUCUCGGCUUACAAGUUUUGGAUUGGAUUUAUUUUAUUUUCCACAGAGGAAGUGACAUUAUUAUUAGUUUCUCCUCUGUCGAUGUUUAGAUUUUUUUUAUUAAGACUAUAAUGUUAUUGGUAUUCACUAUUGAUGAUAAUUGCUGUAGUUUUACAUAGAAGAAGGAAACACUUCUUUCAUCUGGUGACAAUACUAAGCUAUUAUACAAAUCAUACAUUUACAGUGGCAGCCAUUGUAGUUUGGUCCUCAUUGUGCAUUUCUUUAGUGUCACACAAACAAACAAUGCAACUGAUUUUUCCCAAAUAUUUUCUCUUGUGGGGGAGGGGUCAGACAUUUAAUGAGCAGUUCAAUGUACAGUAAAAAAAAAUGGGAAUUCUACAAUGGCUCCAUCUGUAAGAGUUGGUAGGUGUCGGGGUUUAUAGCUUUUUUCCUCUUCUGUAAAUACCAGGAGACAGUAUUUAAUUUGGAUGAAGUCAGCCAGACAGGGCACCGCAGCCAAUGGUUAAACAGCGGUGUCACCACCUCGGUGACUCAGCGCCACCAUUGGUUGGAUGACAUUCCCAACGAAGUAGCCGCUGUCUGAGAGUCAAACUCCCGUCCAGACACUGUGAAAUGUGGCAGCUGGCUGCAGACGCACCGCAGCCAGUGACUGACAGAGUCCGUUUCCAUGGCCGCCAUGUUGCCUCACCUCAGUGAGAGCUGCUAAAUGUUUCAAAUCUGGGGCCGGUUGAACAAAACACCUUAACUUUUCUACUUAAGAGUGGCACUUAAGGUUUAAUUUCUCUUUAGCUGAGGGAGUUACUUAAGGGUGUUGGACAGAAUCUCUUAAAAGGUUUCCUAGGUUAAGGAAAAACGUUCAGGCAUUUGCAGCAGUGAAAGAGAUUUUACAGCUGCAGCGUUAAGGGACAUCAUCAUCAUCAUCUUCUUCCUGUGAUGCGUUUACUGUCUUCAUUUAUCACCAUAAACUUAAACUAAGUUUUUUUCCUUACUUUUUGGUCACUAAGGUCUUUUGUGCAACAGUUUACCUGACUUUAAGUGAUUCCUUAAGUACAAGACUAAGAUCAGGAGAAAACCUUCUAUACUUCAGUGAACUUUUUAAAGAAACCUUAAGGAGAAGACUUAAGGUGUUUUGUGCCACUGCUUUUAUUUUAAGGAAACCUUAACUCAGACUUUAAGGAAAAUCUUAACUUAAGGUGUUUUGUUUCAUAGCAACAGUAACUUAAAACAUAAUUUAAAAAAUAAUUAGAAAUUUAAAAAAAAAAAGCAGGUUAUUAAACUCCCCACAUCGUCGUCGUCAUCGGUGGGCGGUCGUUAUGGCGACAUCCGGACUCUGUCAGUCAGUGGUGUGGUGAGAAAUGUGCCCUGUGAUACACCAACAGUCUGUUUCUUCACCUCUGGCUGAUUUUAUUAUUUUAUUUUUUAACAAACACACAAACUAAAAACUACGUUACAUUCUUAACAACAAGGGGCCAUGAUGAUAGUGACGAUGUGAACCUAAAGCAGACAAAUACAACCGUUCCAUUCAUUUUAAUAUGUCUGUGUAACAAGGGGUUUCCCAUGAGUAUGUGUCACCAGCGACCAUCCACUCAGGACCUUUUCUGUAGUGCUUUUAUCUACUGUAUAGCUGCAUUAACCCAGCGUCCAAAAAAAAAAAAUUAGACGUGUAACUGUGGGUGACGGAGAGCUGAUCACACCUGAAAAUCACACCUGAACUGCCUGUUUCACCCACAGUCUGAGGCAAAGAGAGUUUUUAUUGCACCUUAUUUGUAUAAUUUGGACGUCAUAUCAGACCAUGAGGCCAAAACUAAAAAAAAAAAGAAAUAAAAAAACACUGCCAUCUUUUUAUUCAGGGUUUUCAUUGGCCUCUGCUGUAAAAAAAAAUAAAAAUGAAAAAAAAAUACUGUCAAAACUCCAUGGAGUUCAUCUGUUCUCCCAGAAGCAGACAUAUUAAAAUCAAGCAUCAGAUAUACAGUUAUACAGUACGCAUGCAUUGCAGGAAAUCUGACCAACAACAACAAAAAAAAGAAACGUCACAUCAGAAGCGAUCAUGUGACCGGGGUCUCAUUUUAUGUUUCGUGUAAGCUUUAUCAUUUUUUUUCUUCAUGUAGAAUAAAGUCGUUCAUAUCAUUAAAAGGGAUUUGUGAAACCAAAUCCAGCAGCACACAUCUAUUUUCAUACAGUAACAAACUUUUCCUACGAUGAGUCGUCUUUGUACAGCUGAGCUCCCGUCGCAGACCUCCCAUUUUAAUACAGACACAAAGCUUCGUUUUACUCUUCAACUUUUUGUACAGAUUCUGCUUCUCGAUUCCCUGCGAAGGAUCUCGGCACAGAAACUCUCUGUCAGCUGCUUCCUGCGAGAACAACAGCUUCAGAAAAUCACUUCUGCUAAAUUAUUGGAAACAAACCUAGAGAUUGAUGAUUUGUAAGAUGCACAAAGAUCAGAAAGACCAAAAAUAAAAAAACACUUUGAAUCGUGUAAAUGAGGCUGAAGGAAACGAGCUGAGAUCCUUCUGUUGCCGGGGAAACGUGGAACAGAAAUAAAAACUAAUGCAGUCAGUUAUUGGUUUAUUCUGCCUCUCUGUGUAUAUUCCCAGUAUGUACCGGUCCCUCUGCCUCUUUACACUCCCCCGUCAGUUAGCCUCUGUUAACCUAAGCUAACCCAGUUUUUCUCAGAGAUAAUGAAUUUGCAAGAGAAUCGAAAGCAUUAGCGAUGCACAAGUUUUUACCGCCGAAUGUUGAAAUGUGAAAGUCGCCUGCGGGCGGAUGUAAAAGUUUCUGAAGAUUUAUUUUUUAGGUUGAAAGUAAAAAAAAAAAACAAUAAUAGUUUCUUUUUAUUUUCAUUGAUCUUGUUUUAUUGAAUUGAGCAGUUUUUUUUUUUCUUGUUUUAUUUUGUUUUUUGAUUGUGUGUCCGUCACAUUUGCCUUUUGUAUUCCAAAUAUAGUGUAUUUGAACCUCUGUCAUUGGAGUAACAUGUACAACUGUAAAUCAAAAAGAAACAAAAAAAAGAAGCUACGAUUUGUUACGUGCAAUACUUUGUAGAAUACUUUUAUUUUUCAUGCUGUUUUUCCAAAAGGUGGUACUGACCUUUGAAGUAAGAUGAUGAUGAUGAUUAUAAUGAUGAUGAUAGCCUGUGAAAUCUUGAAGAAGACAAUUUGAAUCUUCAGGGUCCAUUUGAGUGAAAGCGCUCUGCAGUGUGGAACUAAAACCAAAAUGAACCACUAUUCCAUCAGAGAUCGUGUGGUUUGAAAUGCACUGAGAAUAAAGUGAUGACGAAACUUUUGUCACAUCAAACUGAACUUCUUAGCAAAACGCUGUUUUUUUAAAAUUUUAUUUGUGUGACAGACUGCGAGUUGUAGUGAGUUUAUGAGGGGAAUGAAACUCAGUAACACUGCCACUCACCCCCCUGCCGCCACCCCCACCCCCGCCCAUCUUUCCAAAAAGCACGAAGCCACCAAAGCUUACCGUUAAAGCGAUAUCUGCGAAUUCAAACCAUUCUCGUGUUUCUUAAUUUGCUUGUAAUGGAACAAAAAAAACUUCUCGGCUGCUUUUGGGGGGGGGGGGCUGCCCCUCAGUGACAGCAGCAGUAGAUCCAAUAAAAUCCAGAUUACAUCAUAUCAAACCUUAUUUAUGCAAUUUCUACAUUCUGCUGAUCUGAACCCGACUCCACCGAACCCUGCGACCUUAGUGCUUUAUCAGAGAAACCUGAACCACAUCGACACAGGAACAGAUUUUAAAUUCACGCUGCCGACAUUGUGUUCAUGUGAAAACGUCACCACAUCUGCAGGAAUCUGUCUGUUUCUGUGACGUAGAUGCAACAUUAAACCGCACGGCUGACGUCACUCUGUGCGGUCGCAAAGGUAGAAAAGUAGGGCUCCGUAUCCCGGCAACAUCCUUAACGCAAAGAUCAUCUUUGUUCUUUAAAAUUUGAAAAAGAUUUUGUCUUAAAUUUGAAUUUUUUGUCAUUUUUAACUUUGAGUCAAGAUUCAGAUAAAGAAUACUUAAACAAUGGCGAUCUCGGCGCUCAGACUUCUGGGAAACGGAGUCCUGCUCGUCCUUCCCCGUCCUCUCUCGUUCUGAGCAUGGUCUCCAAUGACAACGCCUCCGUCUUUUCCUGCAUUAAACCUGAAUACCAGCCCUUCCUCUUUUCAGAAUGUACAUGGGAAAAUGUUUUUUAAUUCUUGGUGAAGAAAAAAAACAUUUUUAAAAAAAAAAAAAAAGAAUUUGAAAGGUUUUAUUUUUAUUUCUAUGGCCAACCUGUAAGCUAGAAAAAAAAAAAAAGGAAAAAAAAAAAUGUGUUUGAACAGGUUUUACAAAGGUGUAAAACUUUUUUUAUUUCUUAAUAAAAAAUUUGUCUUCAGAAAAUGA